UGCCCAGGAUCCCAGCGUCGCCAAGUGACCCUAGUAGGGAGGCAAUACUAUUUAAUAUUUCUUACUGUAUGGUGACGACGGAUGUUGCUGGUGACCAAAGAAUUUAGAAUAGUAUAAAACUUAUAAACUAAACUAAAAAGACAACAAACAAACAGACUUUCACAUUUUAUUAAUUAAGAUUUUCUUAACUUCUCUUCAUUAUAAUAUUUUUUGUUUUAUUCUUUAAACUACUGAACUUUUUGGCUGUGAAAUAUUUAUCAUCUGUUAUUCAGAUGUCAACUAAAGAAGACUGACAAUUAUAAUUACGUAGAUACUUACUCUAAGAGACUGACAGAAGUAAAGUGUGACACUAUAUUUUGGCGUCAUAAUUAUUAUGUGCUAAGUGAAUAAAUUUUAACAAACCACCAAAAACAUACUAUGCGCCCCGUUUUUGUGUACAAAAAAUUUCCCCAAUACUUCAAAAAUGUAAAAAGAAUUGUUUGGUACAUAUAUUACACAUUUUAACAAAAUGUGUACCAACGAAGCUCUUGUCGAAAGUCUAGAAUGUUACAUGGAUGAAAUCCUCGAGAAUUUUCAAGACUUUGUUAAAAAAUCCUUGGUUUUAAUUACUGUAGCCAUUGGAAGUCUUGUUGGAAUCUUGUUAUACAUACUUAAAAGCGUUAAUCAUCGAGAAGUUACAGGGACUUCAGGGACGAACAUAAAUGAUCCCAAUGUCACAGGUUACAGCAAUAAUGCCACGACGUUUGAUAUUGAUCAAAAACCGUUUGGUUCUUGUACUCUCAGAAAUGAUCUAAAUCCUUUCAAAAAUGAUGUGGGUCCAUUAAACAAUUAUGCACCUUUAAAAAAUGAUAUUGGUUCUGUCACAAAUGAUAUGGAUUCUAACAGAACUGAUAUGAGUUCUAUCAGAAAUGAAGCAAAUACUGUUAGAAAUUAUGCAAGUAAUAUCAGAAAUGAUGCGAGCGCUGUAUCAAAUGAGAGCAGUUUACCAACAAAUGUUAGUGAAACUCCGAUGAACGGUACAAGAAGUGCAAGGAAAAGAUGCUGUAACCCAGGUUGUACAAAAUCUUCUUCCACGUCUCAAGAUUAUAUGACGAUUGGAAAAAAUCAAAAUGGAAACAAUGAUGUCGGAAUCUCCUGUCCUACGAAAUGUUCGCAGAGAUUCGGACGUCCUUCCGCUACUAGAGUCAGUAUUUCAAGUUUACCAAUAUGCCCCGCGUCGCUAUGUCGUUUGUCUAUAACAAAGAGCUGUUGCUCCUUAUGCUGUGAUGAAAGCCUUUAACUAAGAAAAUGACCGUCCCCUUAUAAAAGAUGUACAGUGGUACAAAUUAUGGCAUAUUAAAAAAAGGUGGGACAUAUAGGAAAUAAAUAGGAUUGAUUUAUAUCCUUUUGGUUUUUUGGCUGGUUCGGAGAUUAGACCGAGAACACAUAAAAAUGUAAUCUUUUAAGUAGACAUAAUUACAAUAAUAAUUUAUAAUUUCUUUAUAAGAAAAGAUAAGAAUGAAACUUAUUUCUUGUUAAAUAUUAAAAUGUCUUAAAAUAAAUUAAUGGACCUACGUUAUAUUGUUUUGUUAUAAAUUCAUGUGAUAUUUAG
Messenger RNA from Amyelois transitella, 1591 nucleotides. RefSeq lists its product as uncharacterized. NCBI's taxonomy places the organism in Eukaryota, Metazoa, Arthropoda, Insecta, Lepidoptera, Pyralidae. The record is from RefSeq and is a predicted model, not a curated record. The transcript is spliced from 6 exons. The coding region runs from base 509 to 1279 and encodes 256 amino acids.